This is a messenger RNA of Dicentrarchus labrax (European seabass), 1227 nucleotides long. RefSeq names its product oogenesis-related gene (gene org). NCBI's taxonomy places the organism in Eukaryota, Metazoa, Chordata, Actinopteri, Moronidae. The transcript has 7 exons. The coding region runs from base 184 to 840 and encodes 218 amino acids. The record is from RefSeq and is a predicted model, not a curated record.
GGUAUGAGCUGACGUCCCUCUCCGUGGCCUCUCCUCCAUGCAGCAGGAUCUCAGCCUCCACGCUCUGUGCCAUACUUCUCAGAAAGAGUAGAUGGCGAUGCUGAAUCCCUUGGAAGACAACCCUCUGGUCGUCAAAGCUGCUGAAGAGGCCGGCAGGUCCACCAGGUUUUUACCAGAAACAGGAUGACUCCAGAAAUCCUCAGCGAGCAGGAGCAGACCCAAAACACUGAGGUGUCAGCGGUGAGGAGAGACGGUGUGUUUCGGUCGAUGCUCCGCGGCCUCUUCUGGCCUUUCGGCAUCGUGGUGCGUGCGUACCGGGGGUUUUGGUGGGUGCUGGGCUUCCGGCAGCCGCAGGAGACAACCCUGGUCAGCCCCCCCGAGGUUUCCAGUCCUGGACGCCAGAGCCUCGCCGGCCGCAAGCGCCUGCGCAGAGUGACCCGCCUGCUGCUGUCCAUCCUGCCCCGCUGGGUGCAGGGCGGCCUGGGCUACCCGGUGUCCAGCAGCAUUGGGCGCUCCCUCUCCCCAGAAGUCAGAGUCUCUCCUACUAAGCCUUGUGGAAAGGGCAGCAAGAGAAAGCAGGAUGAGUUGGACGAUGAGGAGGAAGAAGAGCAUCAGACCUGGGUGGAGGCGCUCACUCAGGAGCUUGCUGAUGACGAUGCCCCUGAGGAGGAUCCUGACUAUGAGCCCAGUACUGUAGAGACAGAGAGUGACGAGUACCGCUCGCACAACGACACGGAAAGUGACAUUGAGGUUCAGGAGAAAGGCGUGAUCAUUAUUGAAGAUGUGAAAACGGAUGUUGAGCUCCCCACUCCAUCUGAAGUCUCUUGCCCUGCUGUUUAAUGUGUCAUAUUUACAAUGAUGUGCUUUUGUAUGUUUAUAUAUUAAUUCAAUAAAAACUUGUCCUUUGCCUCGACAUUGCUGUGGCCUCCCACUAGAUGGCAGCAACAAUAUUGGUAUUCAACAACUGAGCUGAAACAAAGGUUGGAAGUGACUUCUGUAAAAUGCAUCAAUACGUUGUGCUAAGGUCUUAGUGAGGCUGGUAACUGUGAUAUCGUUAAUUUAAAACCAUUCAUUUGGUGCUGCUCAGGUGUCAACCUGGUGCCUGUUUAGGUUGCUCUAAUAUCUUUACAGCUUCAACUAAAGUGAUUACAGCUUCAUGUACCAGGUGGAAGUCAUCUGAAAGUAGUUUAAUAAUUGUGCAACUAUCAUUAAAGUGUAUCAAGGGUU